This is a messenger RNA of Branchiostoma belcheri (Belcher's lancelet), 5423 nucleotides long. RefSeq lists its product as uncharacterized. Bases 133 to 5322 code for a protein of 1729 amino acids. NCBI's taxonomy places the organism in Eukaryota, Metazoa, Chordata, Leptocardii, Amphioxiformes, Branchiostomatidae. The record is from RefSeq and is a predicted model, not a curated record. The transcript has 40 exons. Gene Ontology annotation, cellular component: extracellular region; mitochondrial membrane.
AACUAUAAAUACCCGGCGACGCAUCCCAACUUCUUUAGAAGAGCGCGCACUGCAAGAAGAAAGUUCCAGAAGACAUCCACAGUAGAGGGGAAAAAAAUCUGUGAACUUGUUCUGGCAAGUCAGGGAGUCAAGAUGAAUACGUUUUUCGUCGUAGCUGUCGUCUUGUCGAUCGGCAUCGUUGUUUCAGGCGCAGAGAACCUCCCCGUGAAGAAGCCCCGGUCCCUAAGGUCUAGGGAACUUCCACCCCUGGCCAGCGAUAUGGAACUCGAGACCGCCAUGAAAGAAACGAAUGGCAUUUCCAAGAGAUCUGUUGGGGGCUGUGUGGACAGGUUACCCCGCAAGUGCGACUGUUUGUACUACAAGGAGAAUGGCUUCUGUACACACCCCAGCAUUCGGUUCCGCCACUUCAUGGCAGUCUGGUGCAAAGCUUCAUGUGGACUGUGCAGUCCCGCUCCUGCGUGUGGAAACACGUACCCGGACAGUUUCUGCCAAUCUUACCCGAACCGUAAUCCCGCCGCAUGCUCUCUCCACUGGAUGAGGUGUGGAUGUUCCGAGACCUGUGGAGUCUGCCACCAAGACCAACCGGUGGAGCCGACCACCCCAACACCAGCCCCCACCACCCCACCACCGGCCACCACCACCCACCACCGGGCCACCACCCCCGACAGAGCCGCCGCCUUUCGAACAGAGUGUCUGAGGGCCCACAACCGACACCGGGCCAAACACAAUGCCCCUGUCCUCACCUGGGACGAGAGAUGCGCCCGGUUUGCUCUGCAACACGCCACUAGGCUGAAGAACCGCGGAGACGGCCGGGUUCCCCACACCAGCCGCCGGGCUCGCUACUGGAACGGCUGCCCCCAUGGUGAGAAUAUCGCGUACAUGACCGGCGCCACCUGCACGAUGGGCACUGACUACUGGUACGAGGAGAGGCCUAAUUACAACCCAAACAACCCCGUGGGCAACUUUUAUCGGGGGGACGUCGGCCAUUUUACACAGGUGGUCUGGAAGUCUACCGAGAAGGUUGGGUGCGGCAUUGACAGUGGCUUUAUGGUCUGUAUCUACGAGCCAAGUGGGAACGUCCUCACCCGCUCAGCCUAUCGCGCCAACGUCGACUGUAGAAGUCACUUCAACACUCCAGUCCACCUGGCCGACAGCAUGGGUCUCGCAGCAGCUGGUUUCCUGGUCACCGCCGUGUGUCUUGUGUGUGUGCAGCCAAGUCUGCAAACCAACACGAAAACCCUACUGGUCUCCAUGGAUGGUUUUCGUUGGGACUAUUUGAAGCGAGCGUCAACCCCCAACAUUGACCGGAUGGCUCGGGAAGGCGUCCAGGCGCCCUACAUCUACAGCACGUUCGUCACCAAGUCGUUCCCGAACCACUUCAGCAUAGUCACAGGCUUAUACCAAGAAAGUCAUGGCAUUGUGGGUAACGGAAUGUACGACCCGGAGCUAGACGCCCAUUUUUGGAAGGGUGUUCACACGGCUGAAUGGUGGGAUGUUGGAGCCGAGCCAAUCUGGCAGACGGCGCGAAUGCAGGGCCGCAAAACAGCCUCUUACUUCUGGCCCGGGAGCGAGGCGCCUAUCAAGGGCAUGCACGCCGAUAUCUGGUUACCUUACAACGAGAGCCACUCGGCUCAGACUCGCAUCGACAGGGUGAUCGGGUGGUUUGUGGAGGAAGAUGUCGACAUCGUGACCUUAUACCUGGAGGAGCCCGAUGCCAUAGGUCACGCGUACGGGGCGGACGGACCAGAAGUCAUCCAAAAGUCUGAGGAGAUGGACGGCAUUCUGGGAUACCUGUUCCGGAAGGUUAGCGAGGCUGGGCUGGAGGACAGUCUGAACAUCCUCCUGGUGAGCGACCACGGCAUGGCCACCAUCAGCACCGACCGCGUCAUCUCUCUCUACGACUACGUCAACAAGACUUGGAUAGACAAGAUCCCCGACUUCGCCCCCUUGGCAAGCAUUCUGCCGGUCAGCGGCCAUGAGGACGACGUGGUGAACGCCCUACAGGACGCUCACCCCAACAUGACGGUGUACAGGAAGGAGGACCUCCCCGCGCGCCUGCACUACUCCAACCACAGGCGCAUCAUGCCGCUACUGGCCGUCACGGACGAGGGGUGGCUUAUCGUCCCUAAUAAGAGCGAGCUCACCCCGGACCAGCUGGCCUUCAAGGGCAUGCACGGCUGGGACCCGGAGAUGCCGUCCAUGCGCACCGUCUUCCUGGCCCGAGGCCCGAGUUUCCGCCGUGGUCACCGCGUGGCCCCCUUUCACAACAUCGACAUCUACAACCUGCUGUGCCACCUGGUCGACGUCACCCCCGCACCGAACAACGGGUCCUGGGAACGAGUUCGGGAUCUCCUGGUGGAGGCCCAGACGGAGCCAUCCGAUCCUGGCGCGUCUGUUGCCAUGGUGAUGACUCCAAACUGCCCUCUCCUCUUUGGCAUCUUUGUCCUUUUGGCUUCCAUUAAGAUGAACCUUGCGUUUGGUACCUCUUCAAGCGGGACACGAGAAAACGUCGUUUGCGCAAAGGUCGGUCAAAAUCCUAUGUUGCUGGCCUCGGUCGUAGGGGAAAACAUCCUACCCAAAGCCGCGCGUAGGUGGACCAGAAUCACCCAACCUGCCGGACUCCAUGCCUCUGUGAGAAGCUUGACGCCAUGUCCCCGUGACAAGAGAUACAGUAGAAACAUGGAGACCCAGGAUGCUUUGAAUGCUGUCUAUGCCAAGUGGGAGAAGAAAGGUCAGGGGUCAAGGCAAUGUCAGAAGUCAGAACCAAGGUCACAGACUGAAGAUGAAGAAAAGAACAGAGCCCCCAGCCUGGUUACUGAGCCCAGUCUACCAGUGAGACCAGUGCUGAAGGAUGGGUACGCUGACAAUGUCAGGCCCAGAACACGGGCCCCGAGGAGACUGCAGAGCCGGGCUAGAAGAGACAAACUACCAUCAUCAGGUCCGAAGCUGCACUUCUUCAAGGUGGAGCCCAUGAUGAUGGACAGCACCAGUCUGAGCAGCAGACCUUUCACUGGGCGGGCCUGCAGCAAGUGUGUGCCAGUCAGCAGGAACACAUUCUUUAAUGAGAACACAGCAACAAUGGGUGUAAGGAACAUGCUGGACAUACUGGCUGAACACAGACCCCCAGGUAUGCUGGGUCGCCUGUUCUACACAGCUUGGUUCUCAGUGACCAGACGAGUCGACCACUACUACCCCAGUAAUAAGGUCAUGCACGACGCAGUCCUGUGCGGCACAAGAGUGAGAGAAGCCAUGCGCAAGACUGUUAUACGAGACUAUGAAGAUUAUGAGGACAACUCAGCACAGUUUCAACUGGAGUUGCAGCAGCAGGAGAAACUGGCCUCGGCCAUCUUCAACAAAAUGGCCUCCAACAUCUGGACACCCUUUAUCACGUUCACUGGCUGGUUCCUACACAAGGCCCUGGGGCACCUACUGUCAUCCAUUCAGGUGCAUCGUGGGCAGAUCGACAUGGUCAAACAGGCAGCAGAGACGGGGGUGCCCCUGGUGUUCCUGCCCACACAUCGGUCCCACCUGGACUACAUCCUCCUCACCUUCCUCCUGUGGAACCACGAGAUUCAGGCACCCCAUGUGGCUGCAGGGGACAACCUCAGGAUUCCAUUCUUCUCCUCACUGAUGUGUCACCUGGGGGGCUUUUUCAUCAGAAGGAAACUGGAUGACGUCUAUGGAAAGAAAGACUAUGUCUAUAGAGCUGUAUUACACACGUAUAUGGAGGAGCUGCUGAGACAAGGACAGUCCUUGGAGUUCUUCAUAGAGGGAGGGAGAACAAGAACAGGAAAAGCUGUGGUUCCCAAGGGAGGUCUGCUGUCUGUUGUGGUUGAUGCUUACAUGGCAGGAGCCAUCUCAGAUGUCUAUCUGGUUCCUGUCAGUUUCAGCUAUGAGAAAACUCUGGAGGGCAACUUCAGGUCUGAGGAGAUGGGAAUUCCCAAGAAGAAGGAGACCUUCCUACAAGCAGUGAAGGGGGUGUGGUCAGCCUUCAGGUCCAGUUUUGGUCAAGUCCGGGCAGACUUCGCUCAGCCCAUAUCACUACAGGAGUAUCUUGACUCAGCCGAGUCUCCUGGUGGAGCAGUGUUCUCUCGUCUAGCAGGUAGCCACAGUCCGUCAGAAAUGCGGCGUAUCCGCAGUGACCACUCCAUAUAUGGGACUGACAUAGUGAAGGAGGAGCAGAGACUACUGGUCAAGGGACUAGCAGAGCACGUUCUGUACAAUGCAGUCCAGACCACAGCAAUAAUGAGCACCCAGCUGGUGGCCUUCAUGUUCCUGGCCGUGCACAGACAGGGAGCAACUUGGGCGGAACUCGAGAAAUCGUUUGAGCACAUCCGAGGUGAGAUUCUCCUCCGCGGUCGCGAUGUGGGGUUCACGGGUAACGCGUCGGCUGUCCUCAGACAUGCCAUGGAGUUGCUAGGCAACCAGCUCUUCACCUGGGAGACACCCGGCAACGGCAGGAAGAACCAGAACAACAACCACGUGAAGGUGGAGGAAGAGGAGAGGAUACUGGUGCCGAAUCUGGGGCUACCUUCAGUCUUUGAUCUGACAUAUUAUGGAUCCAAUGUCAUGUCUGUCUUCCUCAUGGAGUCUGUUUUAGCCACUGCCAUCAGUGCAGUAACCGAGGGCCAGGCUAACACAGUCCACCUACAGGAGGGGCAGCACAUGUUAGUGUCCAGACAGGCUCUCCUGCAGAGGGCUAAGGAACUCAGCCAGCUGCUACAGAUGGAGUUCAUCUUUGCACCAAGCUGCAGUAGUCUGGAGGACGUGGUCAGAGACGGGCUGGACUCCCUGCUUCACUCGGACCUGCUGCUGACCGAUGAACAGGACAGCGCGUCCAGCCAGAGAGAGAAGCAGUGGGCUGACCAGCUGGCCUUCGCCACUUCCUGGGAGGACCAGGCUGAAGACAACGUAGAGGGGUCACCCGUGGUGCAGGACCUGUCAUAUAGGCUGAACACGGCAGCUGCACACAUCCAGAAGCUGGGUUUCCUGCAGAGCAUCCUGGCAGGCAUGGUGGAGGCUUACUGGGUGUCAGCGUCCCACCUGGAGGUGCUACAAGGCGGGGACAUGACGGAGGAGAAGUACCUGCAGUCACUACAGAAGUUUGCCAUCAGGAGAGUAGAAGACGGGGUCGCAAUACGCAGUGAAAGCUGUUCAUCUGAAACCCUGAAGAACUCCCUGAAGAUGCUGAGUCACCGCAAGGUCAUCUCCCACUUCUUCGACGGCGACGGCACGAGGAAGAUAGAACUGUACGGCGGCUACCGUGACAACCAAGAACUGAGCAGCUUCAUCGAUAACGUGGGGAUGUUCAAGACCUGGUAGUUAGGGUGUUUACUGUCCCUCCAUACGAGUGGUAAAGACUUGGAAGGAAACACUGCAGUUUAAGCAAUUAUCUUGCCAUGUGUCCCUUCAGUAGUAAUGAU